UUUCCUGUAGGUGUAUGGGGUGGAUGUGUGGCCAAUGAUUGCGGUUCAGUCGGGCUCCAGAGUCGCUCGGUGUGGUGUGUCCAUUCUGAAGGCUGGAGCACACAUCAAUCCAACUGCUUUCCAUCUGAUCGCCCACCGCACCAGAGAGCGUGUGUGAAGAUGUGUGAGUGGCAAAAGGAUCUGUUUGAGUGGCGCUUGUCUCCUUGGGGUCCCUGCACCCCGAGUCCUCUCCACCCAGCCAAUCGAUGUGUGACCGCUCAGCGUGGAGUACAAAACAGAGGUGUGGUGUGUGUGAAGCGUACUAACGGCACCACGGUGAGCCAGCAUGUGUGUGAAGCGUUUUCUGCAGUGCCGGAACGAGAACAGGCGUGUUUGUUACCCUGCCCAAUCGACUGUGUCGUCUCCGCCUUCACCCACUGGUCCACCUGCAGCCGCACCUGCGGGUCGGCCCUCCAACAGCGCACCAGACACGUGCUGGCAGCGCCCCUGUAUGGAGGAGCAGACUGUCCCAGCCUGACCCAGACACAUCCCUGUAACCAUGACAACGCCCACCCUGCUCUCUGUCCCUCUGACCAACAGGAAUACAGUUACAGUUUGUGGGUGGGGCCCUGGAGUCCUUGCAGACUUAAAGGGACAGCGCCUGUUGGAAAGACAACGGUGGACUUUGGUUUUGAACUUGAUGGGAAAAAAACAGUCAAAGCUUCAUACACCAUCAAACGCCACACUGAGAAUAAUUAUCACCAAAACCAUUAUGAUGAAAGAGGCCACAAAGUAUCCUGGGAAAUAACCAUUGGCUAUCAGACACGGCAACUGCGCUGUACAAGGAGUGAUGGGAAGAAUGCCAUGCUAAGCCUUUGCGAUCAUGACAACAGCCCCGUGAACUUUCGUUCAUGUGUGAUGCCCAGAGACUGUAGAGUGUCUGAUUGGUCGCAGUGGAGUCUGUGUUCAAAGACGUGUCAGACAUCUGAUCAAUCACCUGGCUUCAGAUUCAGGAGUCGCAGGCUAAAGAGAGCAGCCAUUGGUGGAGGAGAGCCAUGCCCCGCCCUGGAGGAAAAAGCUAACUGUAAUGGUUUGGAAGACACACUGCCACUGUGCCCAAGGUAUGAGUGGAGGGUGACCAAUUGGAAAGCAUGCCAGGUGACUUCACUUUUGAGUCAGCAGGACCAUCACCAUAGCAAUACCAGCAUCCUGUGUGGAGGUGGGAUCCGGACCCGAGAGGCAUAUUGUGUCAGGAUCCAUGACAGUACAGUACUGUCCCAUAUCAGUCGGCCUGUUGGCAGGAACUUGUGCACCGGGCCUUUACCGCCAUUGGCUGAGUCUUGCUUCAUUCCCUGUCAGAAACAUUGUCCCCUCACGCCUUGGUCACCCUGGGGACCCUGUCUCCAUGACAACUGUUUGGAACCUCAGGGAAGAAGAGGUUUCAGGAUGAGAACUCGUUCUGUAAUUAUGGAGUCUUGGGUGGAGUCCGACAGUUGCCCUCACAUCAGCGAAGCGAUGAUCUGCGAUGACCCUGUCUGCUUCAUGUGGAGAGUAACAUCACAGGGGCCCUGUGUUCCUCAAAAUGGAUCGUGUGGCCCAGGAUUCCAAGAACAGACUCUAGAGUGUUUUUCCGCCACAGGUGAGACAGUCCCUAGUGAUCAGUGUUCAGGAGAUCCUCCUCCAGUCCAGCAGUCAUGUGAGAUGCCCUGUCCUGGGGACUGUGUGUUGGGACACUGGGGUCCCUGGACUUCCUGUUCCCAAUCCUGCUCCAGUAAACACCAAGAGGGGAAACAAAGUCGCUCACGCCUUGUUCUGGCUCUUCCUGGAGAGUAUGGAAAGCCAUGUCCUCCGGCCCCUGAGCUGGUGCAGUGGAGACCCUGUGGCACACAACCAUGCACAGUGUACUACUGGGAUACUUCACCUUGGGAUCCCUGUAUGCCGAACACCAUCACAGACGAGAGUGAAGGUAACAGCGCACCUCCACAGAUGGAGAACGAUGCCACCUGCGGUACAGGGGUACAGAUGCACCAAGUCACAUGCAGGAGAGCUGGGAAUGGACAUGUGCUGCCAAAACGGUGUCCUGAAUCCUCUUGUCCUGACUCCAUCCGGUCUUGUCCUUUACCUUGCAAAAUUGACUGCAUCGUCACACCUUUUAGCGAAUGGAGCACCUGUCCCACUUCCUGUUUAUCGGUGAAUGCUACUGCACCAACCCAGUCUCGUCACAGGAUCAUCAUCCAGAGACCUGCCAAUGGAGGUCAAGAGUGCCCAGAUACUCUUUAUGAGGAGAGAGAAUGUGAUCCACCCCCUCUGUGCCCAACUUACAGAUGGCAGACCCAUCGCUGGCAUCAGUGCAUUCUGGUACCUGAUUCGGUGAGGAAGGCUGUGGGUGGGCCCGCAGAGGCAUGCGGUAUUGGCCUAGAGACAAGAGAGGUGACGUGUGUUGGUGCGGAUGAUUCUCCAGCAGAUGUGACAAACUGUUUGAGGUGGGCUGGACUGAUGCCCGUCCCGGUGAGGGAAUGUCUUUUGCCAUGCAGAGAUGAAUGUAGCUUCACCUCCUGGAGCAGAUUCCCCCAGUGUCAAGGCUGUGGAAGUUGGCGCACUCGUACCCGAUCUCUGAUAGGCCGCAGUAAGAAGCGCUGGCGAUGCCAACAGGAAGAGGCGUUUCCUCUCCUGGAGAAAGAAGCCUGUCCUUGUUCUGAAUUUCACACCCAGGCUCAGGGUCCCUGGUCUCCUUGCUUGCUCUCACCAGCAAAGAACAUUGCUGGCCAUCCUUUCAUCCAAGGAGUUUCCCACCAAGGCCAAAAGGCAGUCCAGGACUGGCGAGCUCAGAGGAAGUACAGCGAGUGUGGGCAUGGGAAACGCUACAGAGCUCUUGCCUGUCUGGAUCACCUGGGACGAUUGGUGGAGCCAGCUCUCUGUAGAAGCCCUGGUUAUGAUGAGGACUCGUGUCAUGUACCCUGUUCUACGGACUGUAAGCUAAGUGAGUGGUCGAAUUGGUCCGCCUGCAGCGCCUCGUGUGGUGGGGGGGUAAAAGUUCGCUCUCAGUGGCUACGAGAGAAGCCUUUCAAUGGAGGUCGGCCCUGCCCAAAACUCGAUUACAAAAAUCAGGUGAGAAUGAUGUUCCCGUCAACUUCUACUUUAUUGAUCUUGUUAGAAAUAAAGAAACUAAUUAGUCCAAAUAAGACACGGGAUUGUAAUGACGGUGAUUUGAGGUGGAGGAGUAGAAGUGUCUUGAGGUGGCCAGAAGGAGAUCAUACCUGCCCAGAUCUAAACCAGACUCAAGCCUGUAUCAAUAUGACCUGUCUCAAAUACUCCUACGUUUAUUCAGAUUGGAGUAGCUGUCAGCUCAGUGAAAAUGCAGUAUGCAGCCAUGGGAUUAAGACCAGACUCCUGAACUGUGUCCGCAGCGACGGGAAGCUGGUGGAACCGAGCAUGUGCAAAGAGCUGGGUCCUUCACGUGGAAAGCUCUCUGCCCCCUGUGAGGUGGGCUGCCCUGUUAAUUGCCUGAUUACAGAGUGGUCCACCUGGUCAGAAUGUUCACACACCUGUGGAAGCCAAAGUCAGAUGACACGAUCCAGGGUCGUUUUGCAGCCUGCCGGAGAGGGAGGUCGUCCCUGUCCAUCUCAGCUUUCCCAAACUCACCCCUGUCCCAUCAGGCCAUGCUACAGUUGGAGACUGGGGGACUGGAGACCGUGCAGAAUGGAGGGGGCCGACUGUGGCGAGGGAGUAAGUCAGAGGGAAAUAUCCUGUGUAGUGCACUGGGGUUCUCUUUCAGGUCCUCCUCAGCCCGUUCCAGUAGAGGAUAAAAUGUGUGUAGGAAAUUCACAGAGCAAAGUCAGCGAGACUGAGUUACUGCAGCCCUGCACAAUCCCUUGUCCAGGAGAAUGUCAUCUAACCAAAUGGUCAGCUUGGAGUUUGUGUCAGCUGCUGUGUUUGGAUGGGCGGAGUUUUGAGACAUGGGGUCGACAGGCUCGUUCUAGAGCCAUAGUCACACAGGUCCCGGAGAACCAGGACACCUGUCCCAGCCAGAUGUACGAGACACGGCCAUGCCGAGGAGGAACAUGUCUUAGUUAUGAAUGGAUGACUGGUGAAUGGAGGCAUAACCGGAGACUGGUGUGGUGCCAGCGCUCUGAUGGAGUCAAUGUCACAGGAGGCUGCAUUGCUCAGAACCAGCCCUCUGCCAUAAGACAGUGUCACCCUCCCUGCACCAAACCCUUCUCCUUCUGCACACAGAAUGGAGUCUGUGGUUGUGAGAAGGGCUUCAUGGAGGUCAUGACCUCUCACGGGUUCCUUGACUACUGUACCAGAACACCAGGGCUGGACCAUAAGAAGGAAGAUGUGAAGACCACCGCAGGCCGACCAGAGCACGCUUGGAACAAGAACCACAUCCAGGACUGGGCGCUGCAGCCUCUUGGACCAGAUGGCCGUGUCAAGUUGUGGGUAUAUGGGCUGAUGGCGGCCGGGUUUGUUGUCAUCCUCCUCCUCAUCAUUAUGUCCUUCCUACUGUGUAAAAACCCGGAGGACAGUCCCAGCAGCAGUCCACAGAAGGCACUGGCUCUGGUGUAUGAUGGGGAUGUGGAUAUGUGAGCCCACUAUGAGUAUGCGAGGCUGAAACAUGCUCAAAACAGACGUCUGGCAUCCUUCAGACCACAAAAUGAACAUUUACAGCAGCACACAAGCUGAGCGUGACAAUGAGCCGGACCAGAGAUGAUGUUGACUGGAUGACUGAUGUUUAAACUGCACAAAGACUAAACACGAGGCUAUCUGGAGGACUUUGAGGAACUGCACAGAGGAAAAUGUCAUACAGCAUCAUGUCUACACUACCAUAGCGUGAGUGUGUGUGUAUGUCUGUCUGUUUGUGUGUGUGUUUGUGUAUCAGGGUGCAAGGGUCUUGUUUAAUG
Sinocyclocheilus grahami is the source of this 4880-nucleotide messenger RNA. RefSeq names its product thrombospondin type-1 domain-containing protein 7B-like. Gene Ontology annotation, biological process: actin cytoskeleton organization. The transcript is spliced from 24 exons. NCBI's taxonomy places the organism in Eukaryota, Metazoa, Chordata, Actinopteri, Cypriniformes, Cyprinidae. The record is from RefSeq and is a predicted model, not a curated record. The annotation marks the transcript as partial. Gene Ontology annotation, cellular component: plasma membrane.